AGAGGUGUGUCGAACUCCUGCUCUAACACAGUACCCUCGUAAUAAGUAAUGAGUUAUGUGUGAUUCUGUUCCUUCUUGACUGGAGGUGGGUACUCCUAUCGGAUUAGUAAAGCAUUUUCUGCGGGAGAACACUACGGGUGAGACAGCAGACAGAGCCUGCACUAGUCAUAGGUAAACCGAAAGUAUUGCCCAGUCGUGUAACGCGCUUGUCUACGAAUCUGCUUGCUCGUCUGUCUCCCAGCUCAACACCUUUGUAAUAAUAUGGGUUCUGUGAUGUUCCUGUGUCUUCUGAUGUUGUCAUCCAUAUGUUUCGGAAACUCAUCUGACAAGAUUAUUGACAUGGAAUGCCAGUCUGCAGUGGGAGUCAUUGGUCAAACCACACACAUCACUUGCUCGUUCAAGACUUCUGGGGAUUUUAAUAUUACUAUUCACACCUUGCUGUUAAAGAAGGGAGAUGAAGCAUGUUUUGUAUUUCCCCCAAACAAACGUGUAAUUAUAAACCCUCGAUUUAAAGUUGCAGUUCAAAAUAAACCAUCCUUACUUCUGAGCAACACUUCAGUCUCUGACGAAGGUGAAUAUAAGUACACGGUUAUAACAGACAGGGGUGUUGUACAAGAUAUAACAUUCGGCUUCACUGUCACAGCCAAAUUUAACAUUCCAGUCAUUAGUUCAGUGCCAGAAGAAAUUAAGAACAGCCAGAAGGCUGACCUGUACUGCAGCUCUAGUGGCGGCUACCCGGCUGGAACCAUUCACUGGUUUGACCACACUGGCACCAACUGGACAUCUAGUUCCACAUUGGUGAGAACAGAGGGCGAGGACAAGCUCCUGCUCCUAUCCAGCAAACUGUCUUUCACCAACAUUGAUGUGAACUGGAUACCUUUCAAGUGCGUGGUUCUUAAUAGCAAGGGCAUGGUGGAAGAAGAGAGCAUGUUUCACAUGAAGAUGGAAGGCGGCAUCCCAGAUGAUUCUCCAUCUAACUUCCAGACAGUGAACGUUGCUGCUGCCGCAGUGGUCAUCGGUUCUCUGAUUGUGGGGCUCCUGCUCAUGCUCCUCUUGUGCAGGAGACGAGCUCGUCAACAUUUUCCUGUGGCCAUCACUGACUCUGAACAAGGUUCUAACAACAAAAGAAUUAAUCGGAGCAAGACAGAUACUAAAGCUACUGAAGAUUUAAGAGAUUUUCAAAGAAAAAAUCAUUUACACUGUGAACUAAAUAUCUAAUCACAAAAUAAUAAAAUGACUUUGGAAGACGUCUUAUGGGCAUAUUUCUAUAUAUUUUGGAGUAUACUUUUUUUAGGCAUAUAAUUGCCUCAGUUUUAUCUCGCCUGCUUUGGACGACAUUUUAACCGAAGUCAAACUAAAACGGGACUUAUAGUGAAUAUAGAGCCUCUGUCAGCCCUAUCGAGUGCAUACAAUGAAUGUGACUGAGAACUCCAAUUUUUUUUUUUUUUAAGAUGACAGCAUUAUUGAUAUUGCUAAAUGCAACUGUAACCUUUAUUUACAGCAUUUAUUGUGUUGUUAGUAUGUCAGAUAAUGGCAUUCAUGUGAUCCAACAAGCAUAAACAAAACUAAAAGAAUACAAGUCUGACUUUCACAAUGACCCAGUAAGGGUUCAGCCAUUUUUAAUACAUUGCAGGGCAUGUUAUGUGUGGCAAUGUAUUCACGAGGUAUUUUUCGUGUAGUCAUAACAGCUUGCGAAAUACAAGGAAGCAUAUAAUAUACUGGGAAUAGCCGGUGAAGAACCAUGAUAACAUUUCUGGAUAGCUGAUUUCUGGAAGUAAAACUUGGCAGUUUACAGAAACUUUAAACACUCUAAAAGUGCAUUGUGGUGGUUUUUUUGGAACACACUUGAUGAUCUGCUUGUUUAGAUGGAUGACAGAUGGAAUUUUGUAUUGCGUAUAGACUAGAAACACGCUGUCUGCAUUGCUAGACUGUAAAGAGGAAAUGUUCUCAGCUUGUCAUUAUAAAUUUUGGUGGUUGCUACAUUGGGAACAUGUACGAUGUAACUGCAGUGAAUGCAUUAGUCACUUUUAAAUGAUUUUUGUUACUUACUGUCUAUAAUCACAAAGUUUUUAUUUUACAAAAUAAAUCCAGAUUUUUUUA
Molecule: messenger RNA, 2100 nt
Organism: Electrophorus electricus (electric eel)
Lineage: Eukaryota; Metazoa; Chordata; Actinopteri; Gymnotiformes; Gymnotidae
Biological process (GO): cell migration; cell-cell adhesion
Cellular component (GO): protein complex involved in cell adhesion; plasma membrane; cell-cell contact zone
Molecular function (GO): protein homodimerization activity; protein heterodimerization activity; integrin binding
Source: RefSeq, a predicted model, not a curated record